This is a messenger RNA of Astrephomene gubernaculifera, 466 nucleotides long. Lineage: Eukaryota; Viridiplantae; Chlorophyta; Chlorophyceae; Chlamydomonadales; Astrephomenaceae. The record is from the annotation of a GenBank genome assembly.
GGACCGAUGGCCACUUCAGUAGAGGAAGCCGAUGUCGGCAUCACUGAGUUUGUAUCGCAGCAUGGAAGCUUUAGCGGCAUCCUUAAGCAUAGGUUCCGCGACUUCCAGGUGCGGGAGGUUGACCCGCAGGGUCAUGUGGCGCGAUUGACAACUCUGGAGCCCCCGGUCAAGGAUGGCAGCAGCGGCCCCAAUGUACCCCGGCAGCCCUUCCAGCCCGCCCGCCUGCCAGCUGAACGAGCCCAGCUUGUGGCCGCAUUCGCAGCUCUGGCGGGACAGGAAAACGGUGCCGUACUGGACGAGCUGCUUGGCCGGGUAAUUGAGAUGUACGGCAACAGCAGUACGGGUACGGCAGCAGUAGCAGAAGCGGCGGUAGCAGUGCCUGAGGCCCCAGCAGCUGGAGCUACUGCUGCUACUGCUGUUGCUGAGACAGGGGCAGCGGCGAACGCGGCAGUUGGAGAGCCCGCGG